Messenger RNA from Taeniopygia guttata (zebra finch), 7937 nucleotides. RefSeq names its product interferon-induced very large GTPase 1. The record is from RefSeq and is a predicted model, not a curated record. Lineage: Eukaryota; Metazoa; Chordata; Aves; Passeriformes; Estrildidae. Gene Ontology annotation, molecular function: GTP binding.
GCAGCCAAGUGGGAGCAAUCCCCAGGGCUGCAGCUGCUGCAGAGCCUCUGCCAGGAGCCUGGGGCCUCUGACAACACCUUAGGGAAAGUCUCUGUUCUUCCUCCACAGCCAUGGCUUCGCAGGAGGACGCACAGGAGGGGGAUGCAAAGGCACAGCUCCUGGCAGAGGCGUUCCAGAAGGAAGGACUGGAUGCUGGAUACUGGCUGCCCAAAGCUUCACAGAUCCUGGGAAUCAAGAGCAGAGAAGCCCUGCAACGUCUGAAAUAUGAGGACUACCUCAGGCUGGAGUGUCACGUACGGCACCCCUGGGAGAAAAAGGCACUCCAGAAAGUCCUGAAAAUAAGAGAUGACAAAACAACCACUAAAGAGGUGCAGAAGUACUCGGAGAUGGCUAAGAAAACAGAAGAAUUGGCCAAACAAGCCCUGAAUGAUCUGACAGAAAUUCUCAAGAGCCGCAGCCACAGCCAGGAUGAUCUGAGGAAGAAAGCAGAGACUCUGUGGCGAGCCAUGGACAUUCCCAAAAAGUUCUGGCCAGCGCUAAAGGAGCCCUUGGCGGAUAGUCUGGAGAGCAUCCAGAAGCAGCUGGAGCAGCAGGAGCUGUCAGCAGGCAGGAGGGAGAACAUCCCCGACACGGAGGUGCUGAGGCGGGCGUCGGGGGGACUGGCCCUGCAGGGCAUCUACAGAACCAGCAGACCUGAAGAUGUGCUGGCAAAGCGAGAGCAGCUCCUCAGGGUUCCCGAGGGAUUCCAGCUCACCGGUCCAGAGCAAAAAUCACUGCUUGAGAGGAAGGAGUUCUCCUCCUCUGCAGCAGAAUCCGCUUUCACCAAGUCCAUGGAGCAGCUGGGGUUCAGCAUGAGCGUUUCUGGCAAAGGCUCAUUCUGGAGGAUUAUUCUGGAAGGGGGUGUAGAUUACAGCAGGUCCUCACAGUCACAGGACACCCACAGGUCCCACUCUGAGCAGAACUACUUUUGCACCACCAAGUACCUGUACAUCCCUCUGGCCUCCUGCUACUUCCAAAGGCACCAGCUUCGCCUCUCGGAUGCGGCUCUGCGGGAGCUGCAGGACAUGGAGCAGCUUUUGAGCUUCAGUCAGAAAAGAGAUCGUGCCUUCUUGACAAACAUGUGUGAGAGCUUCUUCAGCAGGUUUGGGUCCCACAUAAACCAGGGUCCCCUCCACUUUGGGGGGAUAUUCUGGUGGAAGGCGUCUACAGAAGGAUUCCGAGCCAAGCAGCGGGAAGAGAUGGAGCAACAAACAUCUGAUGCACUGAACUACUUGGUUUGGGCCAGCCGGCUUCACUUAAGAGCCACUGUAGAAGGGGCCCUGGAUGUUUCCAAAUCCACAUCAAAGGCUUCUGUCCAGGGAAGAGCCAAAGAGAGUUCCCAUACAGCAAUUCAGCUCUACAUGGUCAGCACAGGCGGCCCAGCAGACACAGAUUCCCUUCCUCAGUGGAAAAUGGGGCUCGUGUCUGAUAACACAACGUGGUGCGUUAUCGACCGCGGCUUUGAGCUGAUCCCAGUGUGGGACAUCAUCCUGUACAAUCACUGCGGGGAUUUUAAAUCUGUUGUUAGAAUGAGCAGAGCCCUCAGGGCUGCGUACAAAGCGCUGACGAAUCAGAGUGUUGGCACCAUUUUUGGAGAGGAACUGGGCAGUGCAGUGCAAGAGGCCAGAGAUUUCAUGGGGACUGUGAAGGGCUGGGAGGGGACGGUGGAUGAAGGGAAGCUGCUCAUGCUGAUGGAGCUAAAAGAUGAUCUGAGUGCAAAAACCAAGAACCCCAGUGUGUGGAUCAACGUGUGCCUGUCGGACAAAGCCCUGCAGGACUUCCUGGUGAACACCGUGUGGAGCUGCCAGGAGUCACCUCCAGAAAACACCACCUCUAUCAAGGUCAUGUUGAGGAGCCUCCUGAAUCCUCAUAUCUACUCUGUCAAGGACUUCCCUGAGGCUUCCUUCAUCAUGCAAUGGGUCUUCCAGACUGAGCACCCGCUUCCUGGAUCUCCCGAGGUCUCUGAGCUUCAAGAGCUCAUCAGAACACUGCAGCAAAUGAAGGAGCACAUCCAUGCUGUCACCUAUGCACCAGGAAGCUCUGCUUCUGCCGUUCGUACAGCAAAGAGAGAAGCCACCCAGACCAGCAGCCUCGCCAUUUAUUCCCUGCUCCAGUCUCUCCGGGAACAGGCUCAGAAGGACAUGGAGCUGUUGGUGCUCUUGAUCGCGACCAGCACAGGGUACCAGGUGGAAAGCAGCACUUUUCAGCACCUCCUUGGACACCCAGAAAUUCAGUACAUGGCCAAGGAAAUGGAAGUGGCACAUGAGGAGUACAAGAACCUGAAGGAGCAAGACGCCGACAGAGCUGAGGCCUUCCUCCUGCUGACGGGUCUGACUGUGACACCCGAAAGUCAAGAGCUGUCCCCUGAGCAGAAGAGGAAGCGUUUAGUUUUCAUGGAAGAUCACACAAACGGCUUGUGGUCCACACAGAUAAAGAAACUCCUCCAAAAGCACAGAAGUGAAGACUGGGAGAGGCUGGAACGGGACUUGCACUCCUUGAUCGGUGGGUGCUUGGAUGACAAAUGGCAUGAACAGAGGAUGCAGAACAUACUCAGAGAUGUGGAAGGCAAUUUUCCAAUAUAUGAGGCCCCCAGUCACUCCCAAUCCAAGUCAGAGAGCAGCGAAUCCAAAGACAGUGAAGCCACUGCCAACCAGGAGUUCCUCCAGUUGCUCAAGAGCCUUGGACUGGAAAGUCACUAUCCAAGAAAAAUGGGAAUGGGAGAUUUCUGCACCAUCUGCAGGACAUCUCUGCAGGACAGCCAGCCCAGCCAGGACAAGGAACUGCCAUUUUACUUCUUGCAAAAGCUGUUCACUGUGGAUUACCAGGUGAGGUACCUGACUUGCUGGGAUGAGAGCAACCUAGGCCUUGCACCCGUGCCACCAACCGGAGAGCAAGAGAGACAACAAUCAGACUCCUUUGAAAACUUCCUUGAGAAGCUGAUGGAAGCAGCCCCUGAACACUCAGGCAGGGACGGCCAUGUGCACCCCAUGGACCUGCAGAUGGCCAUUUUCCAUUGUGCUGAUGACUUCCUGAGACAGACCCUUGCAAGCAAGCUGGCGUUCUGCCAACUGGCGCUGCCUCUGCUGGUGCCCAACCCCAGCACUUCACGCAUCGAGUUCCCGCUCUACGCCCUCAGCCAAAUCCAAAGGAGCUGGAAAGAGGCGGAGAAGUCGGGAAAGCAGGCCCAAAGAAAGAGUUACAACAACAAACUCAUCUUUCAGGCACAGACACCCAUCGUGUCCUUCAUCCGCAUUGGCAGCUCAGCCUCCUCUUCCAAGUCCCAGCUCCUGAACGCUCUGCUGAGCAAACACAAACACGACACUUUCUUCCACCGCCGCUGCAAAGGUAGCACCAGAGAGCGUUUGCUGGUGGAAGGGUUGGUGGAGAUCGCCUGGCACUGCCCCCAUGGAAGCCCCAAUGACACCUUUGAGUGCUGCGUGGCUUUCUGCAACCUGCAUGGAGACGACAGGGACCACGGAGCACAGCUGCGCUUCCUGCAGGAGAUAUCUGCUGUCAACGUGGUGCUUGUGUCCGAUUGGGAGCACAUGGACAGCAGGGGGAGAAAGAUUCUGCGGGACCUGUUGCAGUCACAAAGGCCUUUGGUUUGUCUUCUCACAGAAGAAGAGAACGUUGCAGCUGGACAAGCCAGCAAAACCAUAAUUAUAGGAAUCAAGAAUAGAAACGAAGCAGAACUGAUGGAGCAGCUGACCAAGACAAUUGGGAAUCUCCUGGAAGGGUCUAAUCCCUGUUUCAGCCUGGAGGCCUGCGCGGACAAAGCUCGCCAGCACGGAUUUGUAGUGGAUGCAGAUCAAGCCGCGUGUGUGACAGCCAAAGCAAAGGCAAAGGAGCUGGUGGAGCUUCUGAAGAAAGAGAACCUGUCUGAGAUCAAAUCCCGGCUGCUGCCGCUUCAAGGAGAACUGUGGCACCAGUGGUGCCAAAAGGACAAAGAACUCACUCGCCUGAAGGAGAAGGGCAACAGGAGCAUUGAGCAUCAUCGCAGCCAAAUCGAAAAUGAGAAGAAAGAAAUAAGAAGACAGCAACUUAAGGAAGCUUUCCCCUUCAACCCUCUGAUGAAAUCAUUCCUUGGCUUUCUCCAGGCCCAGCCAGCAGAUACCAAGAAAUACUUCCUGCAGUGGAUGAAGGUCUUUAUGCACGAGCUGUCUUGUGGUCGCCUUGAAGAACUGAGGCGAGACUAUCACGAGUUAUGGUCUGAAAACCUGGCAGGAAAGAGAAGCAAGAAAAAACCCAGUGGCAAUGAUGAGUUGCUGAGUCGCUUGGAUGCCCUCUCUGAUGAAAUCAACCAUUUAUCCAUUGGCCUGGAGCACCUUCUGAGAGAGGUGGGGCAGAUUUAUGAGGCUCUGGAAUUUAUAAGCUCCGAGACUGAGAGUUUUGUCAAACUGCCAGAAAUUGCAGCAGAGCUGAUGGUUUCAGGGUAUCCCGUGGAGCUGAUGGAUGGGGACGCUUCUUACCUGCCCUUGCGCUGGGUGGGCGCAAUCUUUGACAGCUUAAUUGAGAGGCUGGGGGACAAACGAGUGUUUGUGCUCUCCGUGCUCGGCGUCCGGAGCACAGGCAAGUCCACCCUGCUGAAUGCCAUGUUUGGUCUGCAGUUCAACGUCAGCGCGGGGCGAUGCACCCGCGGAGCCUUCAUGCAGCUCAUCCCAGUCAGCGAGCAGCUGCAGCAAGACUUGGGCUUUGAUUUUGUGCUGGUGGUUGACACAGAGGGACUUCGUGCCAUCGAGAUGGCCGAUAAACCGUCCCUGAACCAUGACAACGAGCUGGCCACCUUUGUCAUUGGUGUUGGCAACUUGACUGUGAUCAAUAUCGUUGGAGAAAAUCCGUCAGAAACGCAAGAUGUUCUCCAGAUUGCUGUGCAGGCUUUCCUGAGGAUGAAGAAAGUCAAUCUUUCCCCAAGCUGCCUCUUUGUCCACCAAAACAUGGGAGAAGCCACUGCCAAGGAGCAGAACAUGGAAGGACAACGGCGUUUGCAGGAAAAGCUGGAUGAAAUGACUGUGGUAGCUGCUCAGCAGGAAUUCUGUGACGUCUCCUCCUUCAGCGAUGUCAUUGGCUUUGAUGUGAACACCCACAUUCACUACUUUGCUCACCUGUGGGUAGGAAACCCCCCAGUGGCACCACCCAACCCCACCUACAGCCAGAACGUCCAGCAACUAAAGAGCAAAAUCUUCCAGGCUGCCAGGAAGGAGUCGCAGCACAGCAUUUUGAGGCUCUCGAGCCUGAAAGAUCGUAUUGGUGACCUCUGGAAUGCUUUGCUGAAUGAAAACUUUGUUUUCAGCUUCAAGAAUUCCCUGGAGAUUGCUGUGUACAGGAAACUGGAAAGUGCCUUUAGUCAGUGGACCUGGAGGCUGAGGAGUCACAUCUUAGAUGUACAGAUGAGACUGGACAACAAAAUUCGGAAUGGGGACUGGCAGAAUGUCACCAGAGAGCACCUUGAAGGGCUGGUGCAAGAGACGAGCGAUGCCAUUGAGAAAGAAGUGGACAAGUAUUUCAGGGAAGACGAAGACCAUGAGAUGCUGGUCCAGUGGAAAUCAGGCACAGAGCUGAAGUUGAAAGAAUUAAAAGAAGCUCUUCUUCAUGAAACAAAAAAGAAAUGUGAGAAUCUUAUUGAGCUACAGAAGGAGCAGAAGAAACUGGAUGCAAGGAAGUUGGAAUAUAAAGAUGAGCUCCUGAGAAGGAGUCGGGAGUGGGCUGUGAGUCUGAAAGGGAAGAGCCUCAGUGAGAGAGAGCUGAAGCACAGCUUUACCCGUGCUUUGAAGAAGUGGAUUGCCAAAGUCUCCUGUGCUGCUCCUCGUCCAGAAUGGGUGGAUAUUGAUGCAGAAAUCGAAGAUGUCCUUCUAGAGCACUUUAAGGAGCCGGGUUUCCAUGCACGGAUCAGGUCAUUUCCCAGAGGCAGAGGGUUUUCUUUUGAUCCAGAGAAACACAUAAUGACGAAAAAGUAUUUUGGGCUUUUCUCAGAUUCCAGGAGCAUUUCUGAUGAGGAUGUGAUCAACUUUAGGAAGAUCACAGACAGCACUAUAGUGUAUGUGAAUGUAAACAUUGCUAAGAAGGAAGAGGAGAAACGCGAUUACAGCAGAAAUUUUAUUCAUGAAAUACUCGAUGAAGUGCAGAAAGGUGUGAACUCUGUCCCCAGCGACGGAAAUUGUACUUUUACCAGAGAGUACAGCAUAGAUUUGUCUCUGUAUCUGUGCACAAUGGCAGCAGAAAGGUUUAAAGCCAUGCACGAAGCAUUCCAAAUGGCAAAUGACCCAGUUGUGUACCUGAGAAGCAAGAGAGAAGAUUUCUUCCAAUGUUUCCAGAUUUCCUGCCAAGGAGCCACUUCUGUCACAACUUUUGCUGUUUUCCUUUGUCACAAGAUUGAACCAGCUCUUCGCCAGGCGGUCUAUGAGAGGGCAGCUAAAGACAUCGCUGAGGACAUGCAGGGCAAAUUCCCAGAUUUCCAGGGCAGCAGAGCCACUCUGGAAGUUUGCAUACUGAGACACCUGGCAGAAAAGGAAAGGUUUUCGUAUUUCAAGCAGUACCUUAGAUCUCCAAAACAGUUUUGUGAGAUGUACAUUGAGACACGAGUUAGGAGGCACUGUUUGCAUGGAAGUAGGAGUCUGACGAUGUUUUUAGAUUCCUCCCUUGAUUUUCUCUUUCAAAACAUCCUGUCAGCUGUUUCUUUAUCAACCCGAGUUGUCAAAGACAGAAAAGACAGAGAAGACAAAGUCUCUCUCUGGCUGGAUGAAUUUUGCAGGGAACUGUCAGAGGUGAUGAACUUGCCCAGAAGUGAGCUGAAGGGCAUCGAGCACCAGGAGGUCACAGACAUUGAGUUCCUGAGCAGUGCCAUGGCAGAAGCUCUGGAAGACCUGAGGGACAGGCUCAGGGAAGAACUGGCUGGGGCUGACCUGACCUCGUUUUCAAGGCAGCCUCACACCAUCCUGGCGGAGCAUUUUUCGGGAUGCAGGGCACAGUGCCCCUUUUGUGGGGCUGUCUGCACAAACACCAUGCGGAAUCACGAUGGAGAUCAUCAAGUGGCCUUCCAUCGCCCACGAGCUUUGAAGGGACUCAUGAGGUGUACAUGGGAAACCGACAACAAGUAUGAGUCAGAUGAACUGGCCAUUGACAUUUGUUCCAGCCUUGUUGCAAGUGACGGUGACUUCAGAGUUGGUGGUGGCCAACGCAUCCUCUACAAGGAAUACCGGGAUGCUGGACCUCCUUAUUCCACUUGGAACAUCCUUCCUGAUCCAUCCAUGCAGGCGUACUGGAAAUGGUUUGUGUCUCGUUUCAGGACAAAGCUGGAAUCUUGGUGCAAUGGGAAAUUUCAGGGCAAAGGAGAAAUCCCUGAGGCGUGGCGGAGAAUUACCAAGCAGGAAGCACUGUCCGAGCUGGAGAAGCACUAGGCCACAUCCCUGGUGGAAGAAUAACAGCAGCUUUGCAGCUUAGGAGAACUUUGGACCAGGCUCUCCACAAAAUGCAGUUACAACGCUCUCAAGCCCAGUGAAGACAGUGGCAUCUAAUUUUUCCCAAAUUGGAUGAAAUAAGGCGCAUUACUUCACCCAUCAGUCAGCAACUCCCUCGCUUUAUGGGAAAGCCGGAAUCCUCUUACCUGUUUGCUAUAAACAUUUCCCUCAGCUUUGCCCUAGAGCCAAACCCAACCCCCUCCUUGGGACGAUCGGCCUCGUGGCCAAGCCUGAGCCCAGGGGCCAGGACGGGGCAAAGGCAGCGCUCAGAGCACCCCUGGGAUCAGCUGCUGUGAGACAAGAAGGGACAGUGCCCCAGAGGCGGCUUUCCUGCAGCAGGGCGCUGUCCUGCUCGGAGAAAGGGCUGCGGGACCCGAGGCCAGCUCCACGCUGGCUGCCAGCUGGGCUGCUUGGCUUUUGGGUGUCAUCCUUGCCUCCCUCACU